AUGGCAGGAACACAGGCUUCGUACGUCAUCGUCGAUGUCUUCGCACAUCAAAGACUCAAAGGCAACCCACUCGCCAUCGUAGACAUCACCAGCCUACCCUUAACCCAAGAGCGCAAGCAACAAAUCGCCUUGGAAUUCAACCUCUCUGAAACCGUCUUUCUGCACAACGGAGGAUCAACCCAGAACAUUCGCGCCGAGAUCUUCACGCCCGUCAAUGAGAUGGAAUUCGCCGGCCACCCGGUCAUUGGCACCGGUCACCUGCUCUUUCGGAAGCUGUUGAAUCAGACUCAGCAUCCAGCCUCCGGUCCUCAUAUGCAGACUCUCGAGACAAGGGCCGGACCCGUCAAGAUAGAAUAUAAUCCCAAGAGUCAGAUCGUCUCUGCGCAAGUCCCGCAUAACGUACACAUCCACGCAACCGAGACGCCUCUCUCGGCGUUGAAGGCCAUUCAACCCUGUCUAGGCGCUACUUCAAGAUUGACUACUACUACUACCUCAUGGCCUACAGUAUCUAUCGUCAAGGGGGUGACGUACGUCCUGGCCGACUUGACCGAGACGCCCGAAGUCUUCGGUAAGAUCAGCGCCGGGGAAAGUCCGCAGGUCGAGCUCGACGAGGGCUGGAGCCCUUCGUUUGUCGGGACCAUGUAUUACCGGACUCUGGGGUUGCGUAUCGAGACGGAGACUGAUACGAAGAUUUGGGAGCUCCGGGUGCGCAUGAUUGCGAUUAAUGUCGAGGAUCCUGCUUGUGGUAGCGGGUCGUGUUCCCUGGCUGCGUACCUGGCUUUGCAGGAGGGCGCAGGAAGCCGUAAGCACCGGUUCUUGAUCGAUCAGGGGUCUGAGAUUGGGCGUGAUAGUCACAUCGUUGUGGAUGUUGAGCUGACGGAGGAUAGGAGAAGGGUUUCGAGUGUUAAGUUGGCGGGUCCUGCUGCUUUUGUGGCGGAGGGGAAGAUAUUUGUGGAUUAG
Aspergillus affinis is the source of this 960-nucleotide messenger RNA. RefSeq names its product PhzF family phenazine biosynthesis protein. Gene Ontology annotation, cellular component: cytoplasm. Gene Ontology annotation, molecular function: isomerase activity. The transcript has 3 exons. Bases 1 to 960 code for a protein of 319 amino acids. The record is from RefSeq and is a predicted model, not a curated record. Gene Ontology annotation, biological process: biosynthetic process. NCBI's taxonomy places the organism in Eukaryota, Fungi, Ascomycota, Eurotiomycetes, Eurotiales, Aspergillaceae.